CCCCUCCCAAAAUCGUUCCAUCGCACAAACCUGGGGGGGGCAGGAGGGGGGGUCCCUUCCGAUCCUCCCUCCUGACGCCCCCCCCAGCAGGCCCCCUCCCCCACCAUUGAAAGCCAUGAAUUUUGAAUUUGAGAGGGAGAUUGGGUUUAUAAACAGCCAGCCAUCGCUCGCCGAGUGUCUGACUUCCUUCCCCGCUGUCUUGGAGACAUUUCAAACUUCAUCAAUCAAGGAGUCGACAUUAAUUCCUCCUCCUCCUCCUUUCGAGCAAAUCUUCCCCAGCCUCCAGCCCGGCGCCUCCACCCUUCAGAGACCCGGGAGCCAAAAGCAAGCCGAAGAUGGGCCUGCUCUGCUGCCACCGCCGCCGCUCCCCACCGCCCCCCCAGCCCCCGAGUUCCCCUGGAUGAAAGAGAAGAAAUCCGCCAAGAAACCCAGCCAAUCCGCCGCGUCCCCUUCCCCGACUGCCUCCUCCGUCCCGGCCUCGGGGGUCGGAUCGCCUGCAGAUGGCCCCGGACUGCCCGACUCGGGCUGCGGCGGGGCGCGCAGGCUGCGCACCGCCUACACCAACACGCAGCUGCUGGAGCUGGAGAAAGAAUUUCAUUUUAACAAGUACCUGUGCCGGCCUCGUCGGGUGGAGAUCGCGGCCUUGCUGGACCUCACCGAAAGGCAGGUCAAAGUCUGGUUCCAGAACCGGCGCAUGAAACACAAGAGGCAGACGCAGCACCGAGAACAGCCCGACGGGGAGCCAGCCUGYCCCGGUGUCCUAGAGGAAAUUGGAGACCCAGCUGAGGAACCAGCGGCCAGCCCGGGAGGCCCCUCUGUUUCUCGCGUGGUGCGGGAAGCCUGCCUUUAUCCCGCCGAAGUGGCGCCGGGCCCCCCAGGCCCUGAGCCUUUGGCAGCUCACUUGGAGGGUGCGGGUGCUCAGAGCCCUGACUGCGCCCUGCGCAGAGCCGGCGGCCUGGAGCCCGAGUCAUUGCCAGAAGACGCUUUUCCGGAGCGGCAAGAUUCGCCUUUCCUGCCCGAGCUCAACUUCUUUGCCACCGACUCUUGUCUCCAACUGUCCGGAGGCCUUUCCCCCAGUCUACAGGGCUCGCUCGACAGCCCAGUCCCCCUUUCCGAGGAAGAGUUGGACUUCUUCACGAGCACGCUUUGUGCCAUCGACCUGCAGUUUCCCUAACCCGUUUCAUCCCCCGACCCUUUCCACCCCCCCGUCCUCCACUGCGUCUGUUGGGAAAAUCGAGUUUCCUCCACCCCAAUUGCAUUUACUUAUGUGUUUUGCUAAAAUUCAGGUAUUAUUGAAUUAGUGUUUAAUCUACUUCCUUUUUUUUUUGUUUCUCUUUUUAAAAUCACACAGAUAAACUCCGUUUGUUAGACUACUUCCAACGAAAUCUCAGGAAUAAUUAAACUUGGGGGGGGUUCUUAAAAGGAAUUAGAGGGACCUAUUUUCCUCUUUUUUUUUUUACGUUUUAGACUGUAGUUUAUUUAUUAAAAUUCUUUAAUAAUAGGAAAAGGGGAAAGUAUUUAUUGUACAUUAUUUUCAUAGAUUAAAUAAAAUGUCUUUAUAAUA
Messenger RNA from Urocitellus parryii (Arctic ground squirrel), 1564 nucleotides. RefSeq names its product homeobox B2 (gene Hoxb2). The record is from RefSeq and is a predicted model, not a curated record. Gene Ontology annotation, cellular component: nucleus. Gene Ontology annotation, molecular function: DNA-binding transcription factor activity, RNA polymerase II-specific; RNA polymerase II cis-regulatory region sequence-specific DNA binding. NCBI's taxonomy places the organism in Eukaryota, Metazoa, Chordata, Mammalia, Rodentia, Sciuridae. Gene Ontology annotation, biological process: regulation of transcription by RNA polymerase II.